This is a messenger RNA of Musa acuminata subsp. malaccensis (wild Malaysian banana), 4678 nucleotides long. Its product is annotated as RNA polymerase II C-terminal domain phosphatase-like 3. Lineage: Eukaryota; Viridiplantae; Streptophyta; Magnoliopsida; Zingiberales; Musaceae. Gene Ontology annotation, molecular function: RNA polymerase II CTD heptapeptide repeat phosphatase activity. Gene Ontology annotation, cellular component: nucleus. The record is from RefSeq and is a predicted model, not a curated record.
CGUCCUUUCGUCGUUUCCCUAAUCUUCCCUUUCCGCCGACGGGUCGCAGCUCCCGCUUCUCUGCCUCUCCUCGCGAGCUCUAUCGCCGCGGUCUUCUCGCGGAUCUCACCGGAAGGGCCGAAAUAUCCGUGGAUCGAUCGCCCUCUUGAUCGAUUGUCCUCUCCGAGCGCUUCAGAACGAGCUCGGAUCCGCCUGAAACGGCGGCCUCGCACCACGGAAUCGAAACCUAGAAAACAUCGGUCGAGAAUUUUAACCCUAGGAGCAGUGCGAUCGACGGAUCCGUAGUCCAGAGGAACUCCCGUGACGCCGUGGGAGUCCAGGGCCGCCUGCCUUAUGCGCGUCUCCGGUACCAAUCGAUUCUUCUUGAACCCAAGCGAGAAGGAAACCCUAGCGCGAAUGGCGACGGAUUGCCCCCGCGGAGGUCGUGCCGCGGAUGGGGAGACGUCCGACGGCGACUCGUCGCAGUCGCUGGAGGAGAUCUCGGCCGAGGAUUUCAAGCAGGAAGCCAGGGCCGGAAGAUCCAGUGUCUUCAUGGGUUACCCCAUGUCCAAGAACUAUGGCCCCAGUCUCUAUAGCUUUGCGUGGGCUCAGGCCGUGCGGAACAAGCCUCUGGGUCUGGAUUUAACGCCGACGAGAGCCGGUGAUCUCGCCGUGAAGAAUGACUCCGGAGUUAAGCCAGAAAAGGAGGAAGCUUGUGAUGUGAUUAUAGAGGAUAGCAGUCAGGAGGAUGACAGUGCAAUGGAGAAGGAGGAAGGGGAAUUGGAGGAAGGGGAGGUCGACUUUGGGUCAGAACCGAUGAUGGUUGAUGAAGCGACUGAUGUUUCUUCAGAUAAACAUGAGAACGAGCCAGAAAAGAAGGAAUCAGAUGGAGAAGAGUCACAAGGCUUCGAUGAUUUUGAUCGGCGUGUGAGCUUAAUUCUGGAAGAGCUAGAGAUGAUAACCAUGGAAGAGGCUGAGGCAUCCUUUGAAGGUGUAUGUGCACGUCUGCGUAAAUCUUUUGAAGACUUGAAGCCGAUGUUUACAGGGAUAGAGAGUUCAGAUACCGUGCUGCAUGCUGUUGUUCAACAGGCUGUCAUGGGGAUCCAAACAACUUAUUCUGCGCUUGAUUCUUUUGCAAUACAGAAGGAGCAGAAUAAGCAAUUGCUGUUGAGGUUGCUGAUUCACAUAAAGAACCAGUAUUAUACCCUAUUAACUCCUGAACAAGUGAGAGAGAUCGACACCCUGGUGAACUCAUUAGUGUUUGAGGAGGAUCAUGAUAAAGAGAAAGAACAGCAUGGUGAUGGUUUGGUUUGUUUGGAGACCCCAUGUAGGGCUUCAAAAACAGUUAAUUUGCCCAAUUUGGAGUUCCCCACACCCUCUAGAAAUAGAGUGGAGUUUAGUCCAUUGUUGGAUCUUCAUGCUGAUUAUGAUGCAGACAGUCUUCCUUCACCUACUCGAGAGAACUUGCCACAAUUUUCUAUCCCAAAGCCCAUUGGUCUUGGAAUGCUGCCAGUUGUAUCUUCUCAGCCAAGAACUGCCAAAAAUGAAGAAGCUGAAGAGGCCACAUUACAUCCAUAUGUAACUGAUGCCCUCAAGGCUGUCUCAUGCUACCAACAGAGAUAUGGCAGUACUUCCUUUCUGUCAAUUAAUCGACUUCCAAGCCCAACUCCCUCAGAGGAGGGUGACAAAGAUGAUGAUUCCCAUGAAGAAGCAUCCAGUUCUUCUGUUGUUAGUAAUGCCGAAACUGCUUGCACGAUUCAAAAUCAGGCCGUAAAGUCUAGUAGCACUGCAGCCUGUUCAAAUAGCUCGGCUGGAGAUCAACCAUAUCCUGUCAAGCUGGUUGGACAGGUUGGCUCUGGAUCAAAAUCAUCUGCAAAACCUGCAUUGAAGCGCAGAGAUCCAAGGCUUAAGCUCAUGAAUAAUGAAGUCAGAGGCCCUUCAGUGGGAGAUAAGGGUAUCGACUCUAAUGCCCUUGAUAACCGGCUUGUGGGAGGAUCUAUGAAUACUAGGAAGCACAAAUCAGUUGAUGAGCCUGUAACUGGGGACCAUAAAAUGAAAAGGCAGAAAAAUGGUUUUACGGGCUCCAGAGAUAUGCAGAUGACAUCAGGGAGAGGUGGGUGGCUAGAAGACAGCAGUAUCCCCCAACCAAGUGACAGGAAUCAAAUAAAUGAAAAUUUUCAGGUCGAGGUUAGAAAACCGGGAAGUGGAGAAGUUGGUUCUGGUAAAAAAUCUGAUUCUAAUAUGAAUUUCAGCAUGUUGAAUGGACUGAUACCGAAUCCUUCGGGUAAUCUUCCAAAUACUCUUUCUUUGCCUCCGUUGCUGAAGGCUGUAAAUCCAACAAUAUUUGUGCAGCUACUUCAAAUGGAACAACACAGAUUAGCAGCAGAGAAUCAUCAGAUAGUUACUGCUUCAACAAGUGAUGUGACAAAUGUUUCAAAAGUUAAUGGAUUACCUGGAGCAGUUUCUUCAGUAAAUUCUACUCCACUUAAGUCCCAAGAAGUUGGACAGAAUCAUCUAGGAAUGUCUCAGAUUCCUUCUCAGUCAGCUUCCGUGAGCUCUCAAAACGAUGUUGGAAGGAUUCGCAUGAAACCUCGUGAUCCUCGCCGUGCUCUCCAUAACAAUAUGGUUCAGAUGAAAAACGUCAUUGUAUCUGAACAGAACAAAAUAAAUGAGGCUAUCCCUGGUCCUCAGAGCAGCAUGGGACAUUCAACUGCCAGAGAACCAGGAGAGCAGGCACAGGCCAGUGUUUUGGCUACUCAAUUUGUUCCCCAACCCAAUAUGUCUCGGCAGUUAACCAAGAAUCUUGGUAAUAUUGUGUCUAGUUCCCAAUUGGCUGCCACUUCCCAAGCAGUUCCUCAAUAUAUUCCAAGUAAAGCUAAUCAGGUGAAUGUAAGGCCUGCGUCAGCAGAGUUGAAUGAUUCAAAGACUCUGGUUUCUGAAGCAACUGCAAAAGGUGUUUCUCAAUCAGUUAACGCUUGGGGAGAUGUAGAUCAUUUCCUUGAUGGGUAUAAUGACGAACAAAGAGCAGCUAUCCAAAAAGAGAGAGCGAGAAGGAUUGCAGAACAGAAUAAAAUGUUUGCCGCUAGGAAGCUUUGUCUUGUUCUUGAUUUGGACCACACUCUGCUUAAUUCAGCUAAGUUUGUAGAAGUAGAUCCAGUUCAUGAAGAGAUUUUGAGAAGAAAAGAAGAGCAAGACAGGGAGAAGCCACAACGACAUCUUUUCUGCUUCCAUCACAUGGGAAUGUGGACAAAAUUGAGGCCAGGCAUCUGGAAUUUUUUGGAUAAGGCUAGCAAGCUCUACGAACUACAUCUAUAUACCAUGGGAAACAAGUUGUAUGCUACUGAGAUGGCAAAAGUUCUUGAUCCAACUGGGACUUUGUUUUCUGGGCGUGUCAUCUCAAGGGGUGAUGAUGCUGAUACUGUUGAUGGCGAUGAAAGGGUUCCCAAAAGCAAGGAUCUAGAUGGGGUUCUGGGUAUGGAAUCUGCUGUGGUGAUUAUUGAUGACUCUCUGAGGGUCUGGCCGCUUAACAAACUCAACUUGAUUGUCGUCGAGAGAUAUACUUACUUCCCCAGUAGUAGACGCCAAUUUGGACUUCUUGGGCCUUCACUUCUCGAAAUUGAUCACGAUGAGAGGCCAGAGGAUGGGACUCUGGCUUCUUCAUUGGCAGUCAUCGAACGAAUUCACCAAAAUUUCUUCUCACAUCACUCCCUAAAAGAUGUUGAUGUUAGAAAUAUACUUGCAGCCGAGCAACGGAAGAUUCUUGCUGGCUGUCGUAUAGUUUUCAGCCGGGUCUUCCCAGUUGGGGAAGCAAAUCCACAUCUGCACCCACUGUGGCAGACAGCUGAGCAGUUUGGUGCAAUCUGCACUAACCAGAUUGAUGAACAGGUUACACAUGUCGUUGCCAAUUCUCUUGGAACCGACAAGGUGAAUUGGGCUCUAUCCACCGGAAGAUUUGUUGUUCAUCCUGGCUGGGUAGAAGCCUCAGCUCUUCUCUAUCGGCGGGCGAACGAGCACGACUUCGCGGUUAAAACCAUGACAUGAUCCACUCAUCAUACCAACUCAGAAACCCCACCCUUGACCCAUGUUAACCGGCAACUUCUGAAUUGAGGCAGUUAACUAAUGACGAAGAAAGUUAUCGCAAAGCACACAUCUAAUUAACCUUGGCCCCCAAUGAUGAUGCAGGAACACCAUUAAUCCAUCAGACGAAACUUUGGUAGGGAAUGUGAGGCAGAAUGAGAAAGGUGUGUACGAAGCUGGUUAGGUUGUUAAUUCAUGUCUGGAAGAAGGGUUAAGAUGGUUCUUAUAAUCGGCAACUCAUCACACGAUAAGUGGUUAAAUCCCCAGACCAGCUUUACCGUCAGUCUGUGAAGUCAAAUCUCAUAUGGAAACCAAACAUUCUUAGUUGGAAGGAGCAGUUUUGGAAGGCACGGAGACUAUGUGAUUGCUUAACUGGGCCCGGUGUCGUUAAUUUUUGGGUAGGCUUUUAAGCACCGGAAAACCCUAAAUUUACCCCUCUGAGGACCAUCCGAUAAGGUUACGGAUCCAUACCCGCAUAAACAAGAAGUAAGCAUAUGCCUUGUUGACUGUUCCACUUGACGUCGAUGUUAAAACAAAUAUCUAGAUUUUGUUCGGAAAGCAAAGAUGUUUGACCGUAUGACCUUUGUUUCCCUUACAGAAAUUAAAUUCCAAUUGGGUUUUU